GGGAUUUUUAAGAGGAUUUUCUGUCAAAUGUUUAUUUCAUAUUUGUUAUAUGGUUUAUAUAUUAAAUAGGCUUUUAGACGGGUUUUGCUCGAAUAUUAAAUUCAGAAUAAUAUUCACAUCAUGCAAAAUUUUGUCUUCUCGCCUAAUAAUUGACAAAAUACGGAUUGGCGCUUGCCGCCCAUUUUUUUGCAAACUAAAAAGGCAAAGCAAAACUUUUGGUGUGAAAAUACCACAGGUCUGUGGAAAAUACUGUCCAUGUUUUUUAAUGCUUGCCAAAGUAUCUCCGACUUAAUACAACUUUUCUGUGAUCAUUAAAAAAUACAAUGGAGAAAAUAGUGGUUAAAAAAGAACCAGUCGAUGAUUCUGAAAGGAAUAUUUUGAUAAAUUAUGAUAUACCAAGUACGUCAGCAAUAAAAAAAGAAGAAUUUGAUGAUAAUGACAACUCCAUGAACAUAGAUAAAGACAAUUUUGAGGAAUCCAAGCAAGUUGAAAUGAAAUUCGAAGCUGGAGAUGAAAUGUUUCUAGACCAAGGGACCAACAGUCCUAAAGAAAUACUGAAUAAAGAAGUUAUCCCAAAAGCGAAAAAAGCAACUAUUUGCUCAAUACAUUUUGAUGAAAAGUAUUUUGAAAUUCCUUUAAAACAAAGGUUUUUGAAUUACUCCCACAAGAAUGCUCGUAAUUUAAAGGCCGAGGCCUAAUUUAAAAUUACCUGGAGGGUCAUUAGAUACUGCUCAAAAGCGAAAAUCUAAUUGUAUAUUAGAAGCCCAUAACACUGAAACAAUUACUGAGGAGUCAGAGCUUCCAACACGUGUCAUACAAGAAUUGAGAGAUCAGGCUGAAUUACUUAAGCUCAGACAAAAAGUAAAGAUAUUGGAAUCACAAAACAAAGUUCUUUUGAAGGAAAUCGAAAAAACUAAAUUGAGCACUCAUCAAAAAUAUAACACUAUUUUAGCAAAAGUGUUUACACCCGGGCAAAUAAAUACGUUGUUAAACCCAAAGAAAAACUUGAGGGUUCGUUGGUCCACGGAAGAUAUUGCUUCAGCCAUUUCACUGUGGAGUGUAAGCCCAAAAGCUUACAGAUAUUUAAAGGCAAAUAAUUAUCCAUUGCCAGCUAAGUCGACAUUAAGAAAAUGUUCAACACAAAAAUUGUUGUAAUUAAAUUAAGAAGCCUAAAUAAAAAUAUUUAUUUGAAAAAACUGUUCUACAACCUCUAUUACGUUGUCAAUUUUAA
Molecule: messenger RNA, 1231 nt
Organism: Brassicogethes aeneus
Lineage: Eukaryota; Metazoa; Arthropoda; Insecta; Coleoptera; Nitidulidae
Source: the annotation of a GenBank genome assembly